GGCUUAUCGAAAAAACAAAAAUUCAGCAUUUUGUUCUUUUAGUUUUUGCAGAUUGCUCAAAUGUUUUUAUUGCCAUAAAACAUGGUAAAUGUUAUGAAAGGAGUGCUCGUGGAAUGUGAUCCGGCUAUGAAACAAUUUUUGCUACAUUUGGAUGAGAAACUGGCGUUGGGUCGAAAAUUUAUCAUACAAGACUUGGACGAGAGUCAUUUGUUUAUUUCCACGGAUAUUGUUGAGGUGCUUCAGGCGCGCGUUGAUGAGUUAAUGGAUCGCAUUAGCUUUCCAUUGCACGAGAAGGAUCCAUAAACUUAAAAAAUAAUUA
Messenger RNA from Drosophila hydei, 319 nucleotides. RefSeq names its product general transcription factor IIH subunit 5 (gene Tfb5). NCBI's taxonomy places the organism in Eukaryota, Metazoa, Arthropoda, Insecta, Diptera, Drosophilidae. The record is from RefSeq and is a predicted model, not a curated record. The transcript is spliced from 2 exons. Gene Ontology annotation, cellular component: transcription factor TFIIH core complex; transcription factor TFIIH holo complex. Gene Ontology annotation, biological process: transcription by RNA polymerase II; transcription initiation at RNA polymerase II promoter; nucleotide-excision repair, preincision complex assembly. The coding region runs from base 82 to 303 and encodes 73 amino acids.